Molecule: messenger RNA, 999 nt
Organism: Phaeoacremonium minimum UCRPA7
Lineage: Eukaryota; Fungi; Ascomycota; Sordariomycetes; Togniniales; Togniniaceae
Product: putative -like family protein
Exons: 2
Coding region: 1-999 (332 amino acids)
Source: RefSeq, a predicted model, not a curated record
AUGGCCGAGAAGUUGAUCGUUGUUAUUGGUGCCACAGGCAACCAAGGAGGCUCUGUCGUACAAACCUUCCUCGAGCUGGCAGAAUGGAAAAUCCGUGGCUUGACGCGCAAUGUAGGAAGCUCGUCGGCAAAAACCCUCCAACUGAAGGGCGUGGAAAUGGUCAGUGCAGACUUAGACGAUGUGACAAGCCUGGAAGCAGCCUUCCGGGGUGCCAGCGUUAUCUUCGCCGUAACUGAUUUCUGGACCGGUUUCCGUAAUCCGGCCAACUCCUCAAAAGUUGCACCUGGUCAAACUUUGCUCGAAUGGGCCCACGACUAUGAGUUGCAGCAAGGAAAGAACAUAUUUGAGGCAGCUUCGGGCGUCAAGGGACUGGAACGUCUGAUCUUUUCGGCUCUGUCGUACGCGACAAAGUGGUCAAAGGGCAAGACGCCCCAUGUCUACCACUUUGAUAGCGAAGCCAGAGCAGUUGAGUAUGCGCAAACCCAAUACCCGGAGUUGAUGAAGAAGACCAGCCUAAUCCAGAUUGGCAUGUACCUGACCAAUAUGCUCUUAAUGCCCCAUUACCAGCCAAGGAAGGAUGCAAACGGGGUCUACGUAUUCGAGGCCAAGCUAGCUCCCAAUCGCAAGAUACCCUUCAUCGCGACAAUCGAGGAUACGGGCCCACUUACGAAGGCCCUUGUCGACAACGAGCCUGGUAAGCAUCUUCUUGCCUACCGCGAAGAAAUGUCGUUCAAUGAAUUUGCCGAGGCCUGGGGGCAUGUUCACGGCGUGAAAGCUACAUACGAGCUUUCGGGCCCCAACAGUGGGUGGGCUAAUCUUCCUGAUGAUAUCCGCCUCGAUAUCGAGGACGGUGCGGCUUACAUCUCCGAGUUUGGCUAUGAUGGUGGCGAUCCCAGUAUUAUCCAUCCAUCCGAGGUAGAUCUGGUCCUGGGUUUGACAUACGAUCGAAAUGUUGCUAACACUGGUAUACAAAGGUCGGUGUGCAUCUCCCAUCUGUAG